UUGCAUGCUUUUCUGCAUAUUUCCUCUGCUGCGCAUUUGCUAGUAGAUUCGGAUGCUGAAUGUGUGAGAGUGUUUUGUUGGUCUUUCUAGAGCAUGUAGGUUCUUUACUUUAAAAAGAUAUUGAUAAUAUUACUAUUAUUAUCGAGAGAACGUCCUAUAUCUUGCAGCCUUCCUUCGUAGAGUUCUGGGAUUACAGGCAAGUACUAUAUGCCCCAGUGAGGAUACCGUAUUUGCAAAAUUCCUAAGAUGUUCUUUUAACUUGUUGACUUUGUCUUCUGCUGAGUCAGAUCCUCUGGCCCUGUACUCGUCACAUCUGGCAGGCGUCAUAACAGCAACAUUUAAUUGUGUGUGCAGGUGGGUGUCACAUGUAUGUGCCUGUGUUGGUUUACUAUUUUGUCCUGCGUUUUAUUGAGGAAAUUGGAACAGAAGGGGUCAAGAUAAGGAGGGCCUUGGGUGGCUAUCACAAGCUGGCCUGGAUGCCUGCUGCCUGAGGGGUGAGCUCUGCUGAUAGCCCAUUCUACCUUCUCUGGGCAUUCCUUCAGACCAGGUCUUAAUCACUGUAGGCCCCAAACUUGAAAUCAGCUAUGAAUCUUAGGUUCCAGUCCAGAAUUCAUUCUCCCUCCCCCUCUCUCUCCCUCUCUCUUUCUCUCUCUCUGUCUGUCCCUCUGUCCCUCCCUCCAUCUCCCCCAUCACCUCUCUCUCUCUAACUUUAAAAGGACAAACAGAAAUAAAAGACAGAAUUUAUUUCUGUAACCAAAGCUGACCUCAAAGGCGCUAUGUAGCCCAGGCUGGCCUUGAACUCAGCAAAUUCAUGUCAUCAGUUUUCCAAGUGUUGGGGUUAUAGGCAUGUGUCACUACCCCCUGAGAAGCCGUUUGAAGCCCUUCCUACUCCCCUUCCCAGCUGUCUUGCCCUCCAGGAACCGUAGCAGCAAUACCUAGAAUCUUAUCACUCUCUCAGCAUUUAUUUCUUUUAAAGUGAGAAGAAAAAAGAAAACCCAAUUUAGGUAUAUCUUCACACCAAUGCAGUAGUAAAAUCAUCAUUUUCUUGCUUAUCUGAUGAAGGAAGAAGGAGCUCAGCAAAGUGACAAUCCCUCUAAUCUAACCAUGUGAAAAGUUGGAUGCAGGGGCACAUAUCUGCAAUCCCAUCACUUCUAUGGCAAGAUGGGAGGUAAAGACGGGUGAAUCAUCUGGAAGUCCUGGUUAGCCUGGAAUACUCUAAGCAGACCUGCCUCAAGAGGGACCCUGCCUCAAAAAGCACUGAGGUUAUGGAUGCCCAUUACUGUGUCUGCCUUUUACAUGAUGGUAAGGAUGGGACCUUGGGUCCUCUGUCUCCCCAGCACUGAGGUUAUGGAUGCCCAUUACUGUGUCUGCCUUUUACAUGAUGGUAAGGAUGGGACCUUGGGUCCUCUGUCUCCCCAGCACUGAGGUUAUGGAUGCCCAUUACUGUGUCUGCCUUUUACAUGAUGGUAAGGAUGGGAACUUGGGUCCUCGUGCUUAUUCUUUAAUAACUAAGCAUCUCCCCGCAUUUCAGGUCAGUUUUUGGGGUUUUCUUUUCUUAAGAUUUAUUUAUUUAUUAUGUAUACAGUAUUCUGUCUAGAUGUGUGUCUGCAGUUCAGAAGAGGGCACCAGAUCUCAUUACAGAUGGUUGUGAGCCACCAUGUGGUUACUGGGAAUUGAACUCAGGACCCCUGGAAGAGCAGUCAGUCCUUUUAACCUCUGAGCCAUCUCUCCAGCCCUCGGAUAGUUUUCUUGAUACUGAGAACUAUAGUUUAGCCUUCCCUUAAAGUUGUAGUUUUAAGAGAGACAUGUAAUCCUGUUUUCAUGGUUACAAGAUAACACAAACUUCAUAAAACUCAAAACAAUAUUAUCAUAGAACCAUCACAUUGUACUAAGUGAGAAAUUCCUUCCUUUUUAUCGCAAUAAUAAAUAUAGUCAUUAUAAAUUUGAAAUGUAUAAAAUACACAAGAACUUUGGGCUUAGUAUUGGUUAAUAGCAGAACCCACUUGUUUGUCUGGUGCUUUUUUGUGGCUUGAUUUUCUGAUAUCUUCUUAUCCCUUUUAGGCAGGAUUUUUUCCUGGUGACCCUUGGUAGUCCUCUUUCUAUUCUGGCACACACGGAUCCCACUGGCAAAACGAAAAGCAAGCAAAGUGGUGCAAGUUUAUAAACAUCCUGCUAUUCAAAUUAAAGCAAAACAAAACAAAAAACCGAUUUCUAGCCUGUGGCCUAAAAGUAAAUUGAAGCAGUCAGGUCCAUUGUCGUGUCCCUAGGUGCAGUCAGUAUCUUUGGGCUGCAGGAAUCCCUCCUUGCAACACAUCUCAGGUGUCUGUUUGCUGUUCUGGAAAAGCUAAACAGUGGCUGAUUCGUUGACUUUAUUGGAAAACAGGACUAUUUUGAAAUGAGGCUUGGUUUCCUGUUUCAGUAACCUGGGUAGAGGGAACACAUCGAGUCUGUGCCUGGAUUUUGGAGUCACAGUUUGGCUACAGCUUGGAUUGUCUCUACUUUAGCACAGCAGCUGGGGAGAAAUGACAACAUGUCUGCUGGCAGGCUGUGGUCUGGCCUGCUGCUCCUGCUGUCUUUUUUCUGCUCCAGAAGUUCAUCUUGUGGCCUCUCAACACAUGUAGAAAUAGGACACAGGGCUCUGGAGUUUCUUCAGCUUCAAGAUGGACACAUUAACUACAAAGAGCUGCUCUUAGAACACCAGGACGCGUAUCAGGCUGGGACUGUGUUUCCUGAUGCCUUUUACCCUAGCAUCUGUAAAAGAGGAAAAUACCAUGAUGUGUCUGAGAGGACUCACUGGACUCCGUUUCUUAAUGCCAGCAUUCAUUACAUUCGGGAGAACUACCCUCUGCCCUGGGAGAAGGACACAGAGAAGUUGGUAGCUUUUUUGUUUGGAAUCACCUCUCACAUGGUCGCUGAUGUCAGCUGGCACAGUCUGGGUAUUGAACAAGGAUUCCUCAGGACGAUGGGAGCGAUUGACUUUCAUGACUCCUAUUCUGAGGCUCAUUCAGCUGGUGAUUUUGGAGGAGAUGUGUUGAGCCAGUUUGAAUUUAAUUUUAAUUACCUCACAAGGCACUGGUACGUGCCCACCAAAGAUCUUCUGAGAAUUUACGAUAAUCUCUAUGGUCGAAAAGUCAUCACUGAAAAUGUCAUCGUUGACUGCACAUACCUUCAGUUCCUGGCAAUGCAUGGGGAGAUGCUGGCUGUUUCCAAGCUCUAUUCCACAUACUCCACGAAGUCCCCGUUUCUGGUGGAACAGUUCCAAGAGUAUUUCCUGGGAGGACUGGAUGACAUGGCGUUCUGGUCCACGAACAUCUACCGUCUGACCAGCUUUAUGCUGGAGAAUGGGACCAGUGACUGCCACCUGCCUGAGAACCCUCUGUUCAUCACAUGUGACGGCCGGAGGAACCACACCCUCCGUUCAAAAGUGCAGAAAAAUGAUUUUCACAGGAAUCUGACUGUGUUCAUAAGUAAAGAUAUCAGGAAAAACCUGAACUACACAGAAAGAGGCGUGUUCUACAGCACAGGCUCCUGGGCGCCGGAAUCUGUGACCUUUAUGUACCAGACUCUGGAGAGGAACCUGAGGAUGAUGUUUUCUGGCAGCUCACAGACUCCUCUAAAGCAUGUCUCCAGCCCCUCUGCCUCCUACUUCCUGUCUGUCCCCUAUGCCAGGCUUGGCUGGGUCAUGGCUUCAGCUGACCUCAACCAGGAUGGGCACAGUGACCUCGUGGUGGGUGCACCAGGCUACAGCCACCCUGGCCGCUUCCAGAUUGGGCGGGUAUACAUCAUCUAUGGCAAUGAUCUGGGCCUGCCCCCCAUCGACCUAGACCUAGACAAGGAGGCCCACGGGAUCCUGCAGGGCUUCCAGCCUUCAGGUCGCUUUGGCUCCGCUUUGGCCGUGCUGGACUUCAACAUGGAUGGGCUUCCUGACUUGGCUGUGGGUGCCCCCUCUGUGGGCUCAGGGCAGCUCACCUACAAUGGUGCAGUGUAUGUCUACUAUGGGUCUCAGCAAGGGAAGCUGUCUCCUUCCCCCAACAUCACCAUCUCCUGCAAGGACACCUAUUGUAACCUGGGCUGGACCCUCCUGUCAGCAGAUAUGGAUGGAGAUGGCCAGCCUGACCUGGUGAUCAGCUCACCUUUUGCACCUGGUGGAGGGAAGCAGCGAGGGAUCGUGGCUGCCUUUUAUUCACGGCCCAGACAGAGUGACAAAGAAACACUGACUGCAGAGGAAGCUGACUGGAACGUGAGCGGUGAGGAGGACUUCUCUUGGUUUGGAUACUCCCUCCAUGGGGUCACAGUGACAAACAGAACCCUGCUGUUGGUUGGGAGCCCAACUUGGAAGAACGCCAGCAGGAACCAUGAGAAAAACAGCCUGGGAAGGGUGUAUGGCUACUUUCCUCCAAACCGCCAGAGCGAAAUUACUAUCUCAGGAAAUAAGGCAAUGGGAAAGCUGGGUACCUCCCUGUCAAGUGGCCAUGUGAGACUGAAUGGGACCCUAACACAAGUGCUAUUGGUCGGAGCCCCUACUCAUGAUGAUGUGUCUAAAAUGGCAUUUCUAACCAUGACCCUGCGCCAGGGUGGAGUCACUCACAUGUAUGAGCUAGCCCCGGAGAAGACACCGCCUGCUCUCCUCAGCACCUUCAGUGGAGACCGGAGCUUUUCUCGAUUUGGUAGCGUUCUACAUCUGACUGACCUGGAUGAUGAUGGCUUAGAUGAAAUCAUCAUGGCUGCCCCACUGAGGAUAACAGACCUUACUUCUGGACUGCUAGGGGGAGAAGAUGGGCAAGUUUACAUUUAUAAUGGCAAGCAUACCACCCUCGGUGACAUGACAGGCAAUUGCAGAUCCUGGAUGACUCCAUGUCCAGAGGAGAAGGCACAGUAUGUACUAAUUUCUCCUGAGGCAAGUUCAAGGUUUGGGAGCUCGCUGGUCUCUGUGAGGUCUAAGGAAAGGAACCAAGUGGUUGUUGCUGCUGGAAGAAGUUCUUGGGGAGCCCGGCUCUCUGGGGCACUUCAUGUCUACAGCCUUAGCUCAGACUGAAGACUCCACUCUCCUAUUCUGCCCCUUUCUUUGGGUCAAGUCAUCUCCAGGGUGGACAAAGUAUUCGUCUAGUGGAGCUGUGAAGGCUGACACAGGUGGGACUUCUGGGACAGACAUACUGACAGCCAGGUUACCUGGAAGUAUGGUCAGCUACGUGUAGACACCAGAUGUUGGGAAGCAGAAGGCACUGUGUGUUUUCUCUGAGCUUCCUGCCUGUGCUUGGGACUGUAACAAUUACCCUCCUCUUCUGCUUGAACACCCGUUUCUCUCUUGCCUAGAAAGGUGUAGUCAGCUCUUACCUACUCUCUAUAUAAUCGCUCUUUUAAAAAUCUGUUAGUGGUGGCUGGUCCUCUUAAAUGUGCCCCCCAAAUACCCAUGCUGGAGGCUUGGUCCCCAGCUGAAGGAGGGUGGAAAUUUUAGAGUGGGACCUUGUUGGAGGAAGUUAGGCCAUUGGAGUGUACAGGACUCGAAGUAAUCCUUGUCACCUUCCCAGCUGCGACGAUGUACUGAUUCUUCCCCAACAAAGCAACAGGGACAAGCACCCUGGAGCCAACAUGGCUGAAACUGGGAGCCAAAAUAAACAUUUACUCUUUUUAA
Messenger RNA from Mesocricetus auratus (golden hamster), 5632 nucleotides. It is a transcript of the gene Gpld1, whose product is annotated as glycosylphosphatidylinositol specific phospholipase D1. NCBI's taxonomy places the organism in Eukaryota, Metazoa, Chordata, Mammalia, Rodentia, Cricetidae. The coding region runs from base 2531 to 5035 and encodes 834 amino acids. Gene Ontology annotation, molecular function: GPI anchor phospholipase D activity. Gene Ontology annotation, cellular component: extracellular matrix; extracellular region. The record is from RefSeq and is a predicted model, not a curated record. The transcript has 29 exons.